CCCAAAUCGACCAUCUGGGCAUCUGCCUGAGCUAUUUUCUCGAUCCCUAGUCGGAAUCCGAAUUGAAAUUCCCGCACACCAUUUCUUUCCCGGUCAAGAAGCCACCAAUGUCUGAAUCCAAUCCGAACUCAUCAUCAACCCCUGUUUCAGAGAAAGAAGUGAAAGCCCCCAACCUGCUUGUGAGGGUGAAGGAAGAGUUUGAGGCAGUUUUGCAUAGUAAGGGAAACUCACAUGAGACUCACCAUGAGACUCAUGGGAGGCGCACGGAUUUGGACGAGAAGACGUCGACGACUGAGGUGAAAGCUCCUAAUGUGUUCGAGAGAGCCAAGGAAGAGGUUGAGGCUAUCUUUCACGCAGUUCAUACCAAGAUGGAGUCCAACAGAUUGGGAUCAUGUGAAGAACAAAGGGGUUCAAGUUCUAACUCAGAGAAGGAUGCGAAGAACCCCAGUUGGCUAGAAAGGUCUAAAAAGGAGAUGGAAGAUCUAAUGAGUAAGAUGAAGUCACCGGGUUCUCACCAUCAUCAUAGAGAAACUCAUGGAAUGAGUGAUGACAUUGACGAAAACACCCCUAUCAGUAAGGUCAAAGGCCCAAACGUGUUUGAACGAGCCAAGGAAGAAAUCGAGGCCAUUGUUGAGGCAAUUCACCCAAAGAAAGAUACUGAUAGCACCAUUUCUUCACCUACGGAGGAAGGUGGGUUCGAAACAACCAUAGGUCGAGGAUUGGAAAAGAUAUGCUCCCCUUCACUUGGAAAAGGUUUAGAAAAGCUUUGCUCUCCUGGUAAUCAUAAAAAGGAUUGAAUUCCCAAAGGAGCCUUCAAUUCAUCAUAUAAAUAUAUAAUACUAACAUUGUUUAUGUGAAUUGGUGCUCGUAUAUAUGCAUGGUUGCAGAUCAGAAAUCUUUUCUCUACCCCCUCCGCAGUGUGGAUAUGAUUGGUUCUAAGUGUGCCAUGGUCUGUUUGUUAUCCUUUCUUGAGAAUUGAAGUUUUAGUGUUGAGAAUUUCUUGUUUUAUACAUUAUUAUAAACUUAAUAUGCAUGUUGCUGUGGGUACAUAU
This is a messenger RNA of Cuscuta campestris, 1052 nucleotides long. The record is from the annotation of a GenBank genome assembly. NCBI's taxonomy places the organism in Eukaryota, Viridiplantae, Streptophyta, Magnoliopsida, Solanales, Convolvulaceae.